CCAACUCACAGGGAUUCUCCACGUCUAUAUUCGGGACCCACUGCUUUACCAUCCUGAUCGUAACUCCAAUUUCAUCUGAUUGGUAGGCCCCAUACCAAAUUUUCAUACAUAUCUCACGGCCUCACGCAACGUCAGCUAAUAUCAGGCCCCACAAUUCACUCUCCGUUUUAAAUAGCCCCACCUUUACGUUGUGGGGUCAAUCGAAUCCUUAAAAAAAAAAAAAAUAAACCCUCACUUCCUCUUCUCUCUGUCUCUUCUGCUCUUGAUCUUUCGAACCCUAAAUUUUCUCCUCCAUUUUUAUUUCUCUGUUUUGUUUUAAAUCCUAAAUGGACUCAGACAUCGCACUUCACACCCAGAAAAAUCCUAAUCUUACCACCACCACUACUACUGUUGCGAACAGUUCACCACCGAAGAAUCAACUGGCCAACCCACGAAAACGUGCCCUUUCGACCACUGCUUCAAAAGACCGUCACACCAAGGUCAACGGCCGGGGCCGUCGUGUGCGGAUGCCGGCUCUCUGUGCUGCCAGGAUCUUCCAGCUGACUCGAGAACUCGGCCACCGUUCCGACGGGGAGACCAUCGAAUGGCUCCUACGCCAAGCGGAGCCCUCCAUCAUAGCCGCGACGGGAACCGGCACCGUUCCCGCCAUUUCCGUGUCGUCUUCCACGGCGGGGCCCGUUCCUCUCUCAUCGUCGGCGUCGUCGGUGUCGUGCCGGGUUCAACCAGUGAGCAGUGGACCCCCGGGGAUGUUCGUGACGACCCAACCGCCGAGCUGCCGGCUGGACUUGUGCCAACCUUUGGGAUUACAGUAUGCGGGAAGUGUGUAUCGGCACAUGCCGUUCACGGCUCUUCUGUUGCAGCCUGCUGCGGCGGCGUCCACGGAGGAGGAAGCGGAGGAGAGAAGACGGGAAGAAGAGAUAAUCGGAGAACGUCAAUAAAUAGCCUUUAUAGAAAAGUAGGUGUAGUUUGCAGAUAAACAAUAACAUCGGUUUUUCGCUUUUUAGGUUUAGUGCAGUUGUCUUCUUCAUCUAUUGUUCAGUCUAUCGUUCUGGUUCUCCUCUUAUAAAGGUUUUUGUAGGAAGAAAGAUGUAAAUUUCAAUUGCACUGAAUAUCAGAUGGGUUCCUUCAUAGAUGAAUAAUUUGAAACUUGAGGUGAA
Molecule: messenger RNA, 1157 nt
Organism: Mangifera indica (mango)
Lineage: Eukaryota; Viridiplantae; Streptophyta; Magnoliopsida; Sapindales; Anacardiaceae
Product: transcription factor TCP11
Exons: 1
Coding region: 327-938 (203 amino acids)
Cellular component (GO): nucleus
Molecular function (GO): sequence-specific DNA binding; DNA-binding transcription factor activity
Source: RefSeq, a predicted model, not a curated record